AUGGCAGCAAUGGACAUUCACGAAGUAUUCUCCCAUCCUGAGGUGGAGAUGAUGGUGAAGAUGCAGGGUACCCCAUGGUUAUACGACUACACGCCCAAAACAACUUCUUUGUGCAUCAUUGAGCUGUACGAGAACCAAGCUCCCCGUAUACAGGAAGAUAUGAACCAUGAAGCUUUUGAACGUUAUUGCAAAAAUCAGAAUCUUUGCCUGAGGCUCGAUGAAACUAAUGGUCCAAUCCUUCGCAUAAUCUUCGCUGAUUCGAUAUAUGUUCCACCACCUGUCAACUUCAAAGUUCCUACGAAUAAACGGGUUGAUAACGAUAAAACAGUCCUGUUGAUGCAUCACUACCUCAAAGUGCCCGCCCUAUUCUUUCGCGAUCAGGCUCCGUCUGCAACCUACCUCACAAUUGGCAAUGCCAUGUUUACUCGAAGAGCAGCAACAGGAAAGCCGAAUGUUAUAGAAAUCAAUUCAAUGGUUAUCGACCCCCGAAAGAGUCUCCUCAAUAUUGAAAGGAUUGUGUUUACACAACAGAAGGCCAAAAACAUUUCAGAGCUACAUCGUGUUGCCCGUGACGUCCGUUUUAUCAAGGAUACUGUCGGCGCGUUGCUGGAGAUAAUCGAUCACGUCAUUAACGCACAAAAGCAACAUAGGGAGCUUUACGGUGUGCACAAUCAUGGUCUGGAUAAUUCUGUACACGACUCCCUGGCUCUUUUGAAAUCAAAGGCAAACUCAACGAUGCGUGAGGUGUCAAGUUUGGAGGGCCGGGCCUCUCUGAAGAUUGACCUGGAAUAUAGUCUCGAGAAUCAGCAAGAUAGCCGGACCAACUUGAAGAUUGCACGUUUGACGACUGGUAUUGCAGCUGCCGCUCAGAAAGACAGCUCGUCUAUGAUCACGAUGGCUGCUGUUACUAUGUUCUUCCUUCCAGGGACAUUCGUAUCCGCUCUGUUUAGCAUGGUAUUUUUUGACGCACCUGGAGAUACAAGGCCCGGUAAUCUUGUAGUUUCACCGCAGUGGUGGAUUUUUUUAGCCAUAACGAUACCUCUAACCAUUUUGGUCUUCCUUGUUUGGAUCGUUUGGAAGCGCUGGCGUACCAAAGCUCUGAAUCUUGAUGCUAUUCAGAAAGAAACGGAGGAAGAGAAGGCAUUGGAGCCCCAUUCCUAG
Molecule: messenger RNA, 1161 nt
Organism: Psilocybe cubensis
Lineage: Eukaryota; Fungi; Basidiomycota; Agaricomycetes; Agaricales; Agrocybaceae
Exons: 7
Coding region: 1-1161 (386 amino acids)
Molecular function (GO): cobalt ion transmembrane transporter activity; cobalt ion binding; magnesium ion binding
Source: RefSeq, a predicted model, not a curated record